AUGCAGCUCAACAUUACAGGCUUUCCAUCUGUUUUUAACAUGGAACCGCUCGAUAUCUCAUCAUCAGGCAUCUACCCAGCAUUUUUCCUUGGGAUGGUGACCUACUGCCUCAUAGUAGCUGGGAAUCUGACCAUCUUCCUCACCAUUGCUCUAAACAGGAGCCUGCACAAGCCUAUGUACCUGCUGCUCAUUAACCUGCCUAUCAAUGACCUGAUUGGAGCAACAGCUUUCUUCCCUCAGCUGAUCAGCAGCAUCAUCCUUCAGAACAGGUCUAUCUCCUACCCGGCUUGCUUCCUCCAGGCACUGCUGGUACACCUGUAUGCUGGAGGAGCCUAUAUCAUCCUAACUGCCAUGGCAUAUGACCGCUACAUGGCCAUCUGCCACCCGCUGAGGUACAACACAGUCAUGAGCAAUGUCAACCUAGUGAAAAUCAUUGUUAGUGUAUGGACUGUUGAUGUUGUCCUUAUCUCAGUGCUCUUCUGUCUGCUAGCACGGUUCCAGUUCUGUCAGUCCCUCAUCACAGAUAUGUACUGUAACAACCCCUCCCUUGUGAAACUGAUUUGCGAAAACACAAGUGUAAACAAUUACUACGGGCUGUUACUGUCCUCGUUCCUUCAGGGCAUGUCUCUGAUCACCGUCAUUUUCACCUACAUUCAGAUUCUGAUUGCCUGUCUGGUUAACAAACAGUCUGACACGAGGAGCAAGGCUCUUCGAACCUGCGCUACUCAUUUGACGGUCUUUGUGCUAUUUCAGCUCACCGGUAUUUUUACAGUGCUUUCUCACAGAUUCAAUGAGGUGUCCCCAUACUUGAGAAGAUCUGUUGGUAUCUCAAUUUUAGUGUUCCCUCCCAUCCUUAACCCUCUGAUAUAUGGGCUAAAUACAAAAGAGAUUCGAACCAGAGUAAUACAUUUCUGCACUAAAAAGACUAUCUCUGGCUUCAAUGAGUAA
Megalops cyprinoides (Indo-Pacific tarpon) is the source of this 948-nucleotide messenger RNA. RefSeq names its product olfactory receptor 52J3-like. Gene Ontology annotation, molecular function: G protein-coupled receptor activity; olfactory receptor activity. Gene Ontology annotation, biological process: G protein-coupled receptor signaling pathway. The coding region runs from base 1 to 948 and encodes 315 amino acids. Gene Ontology annotation, cellular component: membrane. The transcript has a single exon. The record is from RefSeq and is a predicted model, not a curated record. Lineage: Eukaryota; Metazoa; Chordata; Actinopteri; Elopiformes; Megalopidae.